Belonocnema kinseyi is the source of this 4180-nucleotide messenger RNA. It is a transcript of the gene alphaCOP, whose product is annotated as coatomer subunit alpha. The transcript has 5 exons. NCBI's taxonomy places the organism in Eukaryota, Metazoa, Arthropoda, Insecta, Hymenoptera, Cynipidae. Gene Ontology annotation, molecular function: protein binding; structural molecule activity. The record is from RefSeq and is a predicted model, not a curated record. The coding region runs from base 173 to 3817 and encodes 1214 amino acids. Gene Ontology annotation, cellular component: COPI vesicle coat. Gene Ontology annotation, biological process: intracellular protein transport; intra-Golgi vesicle-mediated transport; retrograde vesicle-mediated transport, Golgi to endoplasmic reticulum.
ACCUGUUUUGACACUUCCUGACACGAUGGCAAUUCCACAAGUGCAGAAAGUCCUCUACUGAAAUUGUCAUCAAAAGGAGUAAUUAACGUUUAUUUUAAGUUAAUAAUUAGAUCCGUAUGCAGAAAACUCUUCGUGGAUGUUGAUUUAAAUCCUCGAGAGUGAAUUCCGAAAAAUGCUGACCAAAUUCGAGACAAAAUCUGCUCGAGUUAAAGGACUCUCCUUUCAUCCAAAACGCCCAUGGGUUCUUGCCAGCUUGCACAAUGGUGUCAUCCAACUCUGGGACUAUCGAAUGUGCACCCUCCUCGAUAAAUUUGACGAGCACGAUGGCCCAGUUCGUGGUAUAUGCUUCCACAAUCAGCAACCUCUCUUCGUGUCCGGCGGCGACGACUACAAGAUCAAAGUCUGGAAUUACAAACAGCGAAGAUGUAUUUUCACUCUACUAGGUCACCUGGACUAUAUCCGAACAACCGUUUUCCACCACGAGUAUCCAUGGAUCCUGAGUGCCUCCGACGAUCAGACAAUCCGGAUUUGGAACUGGCAAAGUCGCACCUGCAUUUGUGUCCUGACCGGACACAAUCACUACGUGAUGCAAGCUCAGUUCCAUCCCUCGGAAGACAUCAUCGUCUCGGCAUCCCUUGAUCAGACAGUUCGCGUCUGGGACAUAUCCGGACUUCGUAAAAAAAACGUUGCCCCGGGACCCGGUGGACUCGAGGAUCAUCUGAAAAAUCCGGGUGCCACAGAUCUCUUCGGCCAAGCCGACGCUCUGGUUAAACACGUUUUGGAAGGACACGAUCGUGGAGUGAACUGGGCCAGUUUUCAUCCAACCUUGCCCCUGAUCGUUUCUGGUGCCGACGAUCGUCAGAUAAAAAUCUGGCGAAUGAACGACUUAAAGGCGUGGGAGGUGGACGUUUGUCGAGGACAUUACAACAACGUCUCUUGCGUUUUGUUCCAUCCAAGACAGGACAUUAUUUUGUCCAACUCGGAAGACAAGAGUAUCAGAGUUUGGGACAUGACAAAACGAACAUGUCUGCACACAUUUCGACGUGAGCAUGAGCGAUUCUGGGUUUUGGCGGCUCAUCCUUCCCUAAAUUUGUUUGCUGCCGGACAUGAUUCGGGAAUGAUUAUUUUCAAAUUGGAGAGAGAACGGCCGGCUUAUGCAGUUUGCGGAAAUAUUCUCUUCUACGUGAAGGAACGCUUUCUGCGAAAAUUGGAUUUUACAACCUCGAAGGAUGUUUCGAUAAUGCAAAUUCGCGGAGGUGGGAAAAUUCCGCCGUACAGUAUGUCGUAUAAUCAGGCGGAAAAUGCGGUUCUGAUUUGCACGAGGAAUGCAUCUAAUAUUGAGAGCAGCACCUAUGAUCUUUAUAUGAUUCCACGGGAUGGGGACUCGAGUUCUGAUGCGGAUACCAAAAGGGCCUCUGGAAUCACUGCUAUCUGGGUUGCGAGAAACAGAUUUGCUGUUUUGGACAGAGCAUAUACUCUGGUGAUCAAGAAUCUCAAGAACGAGGUGACGAAAAAAGUACAAAUUCCAAACUGUGACGAGAUCUUUUACGCCGGAACCGGAAUGCUACUUUUACGCGACGCCGAUCAAGUGAUCCUCUUUGACGUCCAGCAGAAAAGGACCCUGGCUGAGGUGAAAAUUUCGAAAUGCCGAUACGUCGUUUGGUCGGCGGACAUGUCCUAUGUGGCUCUCCUGGCCAAGCAUUCCGUCAACAUCUGCAAUCGUCGUCUCGAGUCGCUCUGCUGCAUCCACGAGAAUACAAGAGUGAAGUCCGGCUCCUGGGAUGAGUCAGGCGUCUUUAUCUACACGACGAGCAAUCACAUCAAGUACGCGAUCAACAAUGGCGAUCACGGAAUUAUACGGACCCUGGAUUUGCCGAUUUACGUGACGAAAGUGAAGGGCAACCAAGUCUACUGCCUCGAUCGGGAAUGCCGGCCGCGAAUUUUGCGAAUAGAUCCGACCGAGUACAAAUUCAAACUGGCGCUGAUCAAUCGAAAGUAUGAGGAAGUUUUGCACAUGGUGCGUACGGCAAAUCUCGUUGGUCAGUCGAUUAUUGCCUAUCUCCAGCAGAAAGGAUAUCCCGAGGUGGCAUUGCACUUUGUCAAGGACGAGAAGACGCGAUUUGGCUUGGCUCUGGAAUGCGGGAAUAUUGAGGUGGCACUUGAAGCGGCCAGGUCACUCGAUCAGAAAACUUGCUGGGAGAGUUUGGCGAAUGCGGCUCUUCUCCAGGGCAAUCACCAGGUUGUGGAGAUGUGCUAUCAGCGAACGAAGAACUUUGAGAAGCUGGCCUUUCUUUAUCUCAUCACUGGGAAUCUGGACAAGUUGAGGAAAAUGACGAAGAUUGCGGAAAUACGAAAGGACGUUUCGGGACAGUAUCAGGGUAGUCUUCUCCUGGGAGAUAUUUAUGAACGGGCAAAGAUUCUCAAGAACUCUGGUCAGUCAUCCCUUGCAUACGUGACAGAAAAAAUUCACGGAAUCGCGAACGAGGACGACGACAUCCUCUACGAGUCGAUGAAGGAUGAACUCGUGGACCUGGAGGAAGGAGCAAUCUACCUUUGUCCUCCAGUUCCUGUCCAACAAGCCGAGAACAACUGGCCCCUAUUGACCGUUUCCAAAGGAUUCUUCGAGGGUGCAAUGAUGUCUCGAGGCAAGACUCAAGUCUCGGCAGCCCUGGCGCCAGCCGAGGAAGACGAAAAUGUCGUUGAGGGAUGGGGAAAUGAUGACGAGCUCGGUAUGGAUGAAGAGGACGCCGAGGACGCAAAAAGCGUCAACGAGGGCGAAGAGUCGGCCGGUUGGGAAGUCGAGGAUGUGGAUCUGCCGCCGGAACUUGAAGCCACCAAUGCGUCCACCGACGAAGGCUAUUAUGCCCCGCCAACAAAAGGCGUUCCGCCCGUUCAACACUGGGUCAACAAUUCCAAACUCCCCGUUGAUCAUGUCCUCGCCGGCUCCUUCAAAACGGCCUCAACCCUCCUCUACGAGCAAGUGGGAAUUGUUAACUUCCAACCCUAUCAGCCACUCUUCAUGAGCACUUUUGCCCGCUCGCGUACCUCCUAUUCUCUCCUGCCCAGCAUUCCCUCGCUCUACAAUUAUCCCUUGAGAAACUGGAAGGAAGCGACGCUCAAGACAGGAUUGCCGGCUGUGGGUUUGCGACUUGCAGAUCUCGUCCAGAGACUUCAGGCCUGCUACCAGUUGACGACGAGUGGUAAAUUUGUCGAAGCGACCGAGAAACUUCAGGGGAUUCUUUUGAGUGUGCCGUUUUUAGUGGUGGAUACGAGGCAGGACAUUGCCGAGGCUCAGCAGUUGAUUCAGAUUUGCCGGGAGUAUAUUCUGGGCCUGAAGAUGGAAACGGAGAGGAAGAGUUUGCCGAAGGCCAGUUUAGCGGAGCAGAAGAGGGUUUGCGAGAUGGCGGCAUAUUUUACGCAUUGCAAUUUACAACCUGUACAUCAAAUUUUGACUCUUCGGACUGCCGUGAAUAUGUUCUUCAAGCUGAAGAAUUUCAAGACGGCGGCGUCGUUUGCGAGGAGGCUUCUGGAAUUGGGACCAAGGGCGGAAGUCGCUCAACAAGUUAGAAAGAUAUUGCAGGCCUGCGACAAGACUCCAGUUGACGAACACGAAUUGGCUUAUGACGAGCAUAAUCCGUUUACGCUCUGCGCUGGAACUUACACGCCAAUUUAUCGUGGAAGUCCUGAAACAAAAUGCCCUCUUUGUGGAGCAACUUAUCAGCCCCAAUUCAACGAUUUGCUCUGCAAAGUUUGUGAUGUUUCGCAAAUUGGCAAACAGUGCACUGGACUGAAGAUAAGUGCACUGCAAUUCCGAUAAAUAGUUUAUUUAAAUAAUUUCGUUACUUAUCCACAGCAUAAUUUGUUAAGCGAUUAAUAUUUUUAUUACUUAUAGUUCUAGCCUUGCAUUUAAUGAGUAAUAUCAUCAAGUAUUUGUACAGCCCACACAAUGAGCUUUUAAAAAUAUUAAUAGAAGUGAUGUUUUUCUUUUUUAUCUUCGUUCAGCCAAUAAAGUGCUGCAUUUUGAAAAAUUUUAUUCAACACUGCGUGGGAACGAGUGCAGUUUUUAGUUCCGAGAGUAAAUUGUAAUUAUGCGAAUGUUAUAGAAGAAUGAAAUUUGUAAUGAAUUUCUCUUUCGGAAGGAAAGAGAUGAAUAAAAGAAAUGUUUAAAAUGUACAAAAAA